Dermacentor andersoni is the source of this 693-nucleotide messenger RNA. RefSeq names its product protein GVQW3-like. NCBI's taxonomy places the organism in Eukaryota, Metazoa, Arthropoda, Arachnida, Ixodida, Ixodidae. Gene Ontology annotation, molecular function: nucleic acid binding. The record is from RefSeq and is a predicted model, not a curated record.
AUGGACGUCCACCUCGAACAGCGUGUAAACAUAAAAUUCUGUGUGAAGCUUGGCAAGACAGCCACACAGAUAUGCGAGCUCCUUUGUGACGAUUACGGCAACAAGACAUUAUCGCGGGAGCGGGUUUUCGAGCGGCACAAGAGGUUCGUUUCAAGGAGAACGUCGGUGGAAGAUGACACAAGGCAAGGGCGCCCUGCAACCUCACGGAAUGAAAACGUGGCUCGAAUCAGGGAGAUCGCACAGCAAGACUGCACCAUUACAGUCCGCAUGCUAUCAGAUGCUCUUGACAUCAGUAAGACAACAUGCCACCAAAUUUUGCGUGAGACCUUGGGGAAACGAAAGCUGAAUGCCAGACUUCUGCCACACUCCCUCACAGAGGACCAGAAGGACACGCUGGCAUCAGUGAGCGCUAAAUUGCUCUCCAAGGCAGAGAAGGAUGCUGCAUUCGUCGAUAGCAUCAUUGCUGAAGACGAAACAUGGUGUUUUCAAUAUGAUCUUCAAACAAAGAGGCAGAGCGCCGAAUGGCGGUCUACAAGCUCUCCGGCGUCGAGAAAGGUGCAGCGACAGAAGACCAAAACAAAGACGAUGCUGAUAGUUUUUUUCGAUGCCAGAGGUGUCAUACACCAUGAGUUCGUCCCACAAGGGCAGACGGUGAAGCAGGAGUUUUAUAUCUGCGUGCUCCAACACGUGUGA